UUUCGCUGUUGGAGAAUCUAGCUCAGCAAUUUGCUGAGCGAAAGUCUUUGCUUUUCCCAUUCUGUAAAGUGACAAGAUUUCUGUAGCUCAUUCCCCAAAAGAUCUGCCAGAAAUUAUUUUGUUCCCCCACGAAAUCUUGGCGCGCUAGCGGCCGCACGCUUCAUCAAGAGCUUCGAGGAGAGCUUCAAGGUUGAAAAGUAAACAUGAAGCCGCGGUUAUUCUCGACAUACCGUUGUUUACACCAUGAGAACCCUUUGGGGUUGCCACGUACUGGUACCAUUCCGCGCAUGCAGCGAGGCUUGCCCGAACGACGCAGCAUUAAGGAUGUUAAGAAAGUAAUUGCGGUAUCUUCUGCGAAGGGAGGGGUUGGAAAGUCAACAAUCGCAGUCAACCUCGCCCUUUCAUUUGCAAGACGCGGCCUCCGAAGUGGAAUCCUCGACACGGAUAUCUUCGGACCCUCUAUACCAACUCUCCUAAACCUCUCCGGCGAACCUCGACUCUCUGAAAAUAAUCAACUUAUUCCGCUGUCGAAUUAUGGCGUCAAGUCUAUGUCUAUGGGAUACUUGGUUGGCGAUGCAGCUCCUGUGGUCUGGAGAGGACUCAUGGUCAUGAAAGCUUUACAACAACUUUUGCACGAAGUCGACUGGGGAGGACUAGAUGUCUUGGUACUCGACUUGCCACCGGGGACUGGGGAUACACAAUUAACUAUCACCCAGCAGAUUGUCCUUGAUGGUGCAAUAAUUGUCUCUACACCCCAAGACAUCGCUCUUAAAGAUGCUGUGAAGGGUAUCAAUAUGUUUAAGACCAUGAAGACACCAAUUCUGGGCAUGGUCCAAAAUAUGUCACUGUUCACGUGUCCGCAUUGUCAGAACAGUACACAUAUUUUUGGAUCACAUUCGGGGGUGACACAUGCCUGUGAAAAGCAUGGAAUUGACUUUCUGGGAGAUAUCCCAUUACACGCAAGUAUCUGUGAUGAUGCUGAUAGGGGAAUGCCAACGGCUGUUGCAGAGCCUGAAAGUGAUAGGGCGAAGGCGUUCAUGGAAAUUGCUGAGACAAUCGGAGCAAAGAUAAACCUAUUUGACAGGUAGCGUGGGCGAAAUCGGCUGGGUGUCUACCUCAUGGCUCCAAAUUCCCCCCUUCGAUCUCAACUGAAGCUAAUGGUUCAUAUACCUGGCCACAAUCAUCCCUCACUUUUGAGACUACCUUGGGUUCCUAUCGAAAUAGUAAAAUUUAGCCUGGUCUCUCGGAACAAAUUCAAGAUAGGUUGUAGGAGUACGUUCAUUCAUUCUCUAUUCCUGCGCCCAUUACUGUAAAUAAAUGAACAGCCAUGUUAGCCUCCGUCGCCAGUGCAAAACUUUCUGGAAUUGGGACCAUGACUCCUUGCCGCAACGCCAUAUACUUGCAAAAACAAUUUGUCCAUUCUCAAGCUCACCCCCACCUAGAACUCCUCGUCUCCGUUGGUCUGGUAGAUGUGACGACUGCGGGUUGGGUCUUUUCUCAUACUCUGGCCAGAGCCUGUGAAACCAACUAUGCACAAUUAGCAAGAUGUCGGGAUCAAGAAUCCACAAACUCACCUCUACCAUUAACGCCGUCUGGCGUGCGGAACAUGCUGUCUUUCUUCGUAGCCUUCCCAAACUUGCCCUUGGCCGCAAAGUCCUGCCACUUUGAUUUGCCAGCUUCCAAUUCUUUGUUUGCCUUGAUCUUCUUGGGAACUUUUGCAGGUCGAACGGGACCAUCACUGACCUUACUUGGCUCACGCUUGGUCUGAUGUGCAAGCUCUGGGUUGAUAUCUGCUGCAGCCGAUAUGACGUUCGUGUUGACCGGGGGAGAUGGUAAUGAAGCAACAACUGGUGUGCCAUCAGCUUUACGCUUGUUUGGAUUGAUCAUGGGUUUGAUAUCCUUGGCUCUCAGGGUUUCUGUCGAGUCAUAACUUUUGAACUUGACAAUGUAAACCUGGUUCGUAGAAGAACCUGUAAUUGAAGUGAUUCGUGCUGGAUAGAAUCCUUUAUCGCCAGAAUGCCAUUUUGCCAUCACUGUAUCGUUCACUUUGAAAGUCGUUGGGUUAUCGGCUUCUUCGGUCGGCGUGGGCGCAUUUGACUUCUUGAAAGCAGGGUGAUUUUCUCUGGACCAUUUCUCCUUCGUUGGCGGAUCUUGUGUCUUCUUCGAUACUUCUACUGGGGCUGAAGGGGGCUUUAGCUCUGCGAUCGUUGCUUCGGUGAGGGAGAUGACUUGUUCGAGUUCAGUCUUUAAUUCCUGAAGCUCUGCGCUGUCCGGAUCAGCUUGUAGACCCAGUUGAACCGUUUCCAG
Cadophora gregata is the source of this 2307-nucleotide messenger RNA. RefSeq lists its product as uncharacterized. The record is from RefSeq and is a predicted model, not a curated record. Bases 204 to 1088 code for a protein of 294 amino acids. Gene Ontology annotation, cellular component: mitochondrion. NCBI's taxonomy places the organism in Eukaryota, Fungi, Ascomycota, Leotiomycetes, Helotiales, Ploettnerulaceae. Gene Ontology annotation, molecular function: ATP binding; ATP-dependent FeS chaperone activity; 4 iron, 4 sulfur cluster binding. The transcript is spliced from 5 exons. Gene Ontology annotation, biological process: mitochondrial respiratory chain complex I assembly; iron-sulfur cluster assembly.